Messenger RNA from Micromonas commoda, 1803 nucleotides. RefSeq names its product histone acetyltransferase. Gene Ontology annotation, molecular function: histone acetyltransferase activity. The record is from RefSeq and is a predicted model, not a curated record. Gene Ontology annotation, biological process: regulation of DNA-templated transcription. NCBI's taxonomy places the organism in Eukaryota, Viridiplantae, Chlorophyta, Mamiellophyceae, Mamiellales, Mamiellaceae. Bases 1 to 1803 code for a protein of 600 amino acids. The transcript has a single exon.
AUGGAGGGUGCGGAGCCGGAGCUGGAGGUUGCAGCGGCGGAGACGCCGGCUGAGGAUCCGGCCGUCGCCGAUGUCGACGACGCGGCGAAUGCCGUCAACGACGAGGCGACAGAGCAGGCUGCCGAUGCCGCGCCGGAGGAUGCGCCGGCGACGGAGGCUUCCCCCGACGACGAGCCCGCUCCUGCACCGCAAGAGGAGGAGGAGGAGGAUCGACCGCCCGAGCCCGCCGAAGGACCCGAUGAGCCCGCCGGGCCCGCGCCCGAACCGCCGCGGGCACCCGAUGCCGGUCCCCGCGUGGACUACGGCGUCGGCGACAGGGUCAUGGCCCUCGCCAACUUCGACGGGGGCUAUCACGCCGCCACCGUCGUCGAACGACAGAGGGUGGACAGGGACAGGGAUAAAUCAUCAGCCGACGGUGACUCACCCGACGCAUCCGGCGGCGGCGGCGGCGGCGGACCGGGAGGAUCACACGCCCCCGGAACCCCCGUUCGAUACUACGUGCACUUCGAGCGCUUCCCGAAGCGAUGCGACCAGUGGGUGACGCCCGAGCGGGUUCGGCCUUGGACCGCGAGCGACGGCGAUUUCGACACAGCUGGCGACGGGGCCGACGAUCCCGACGUGGGCUCCGGUCUCGCGCCCGACGUCGUCGAGAAGAGGCCUUCGAGGGCGGGCGGCUUGGAGGCGGACCGUAAGCUGACGCGGACGCGGAAGAGGAGGAUGAACGAGAUGAACCACGUGGAGCGCGCGCCGGAGGACAUGGCGCCGCUGGAGCGGCUCAUCGAGGAGGAGCACGAGCAGAAGACGCGGGUGAAGAACGUGGAGAUGAUCGAGAUGGGUAGGUACGAGAUCGACUGCUGGUACUACUCGCCCUACCCGGACGACUUCGUCCAGAACGGUAAGCUGUUCGUGUGCGAGCGGUGCCUGAAGUACAUGAAGCGGAAGAAGACGCUGGUGCGGCACAGGGAGAAGGGGUGCGCCAUGGCGCAUCCGCCCGGGGAUGAGAUCUAUCGCCAUCCUCCCGCGGUGGACCCCGGCACCGGCGCGGAGACCCGCCCGAGGUUGAGCAUGUACGAGGUGGACGGCGGGAAGGCGGGGGUGUACUGCCAGAACCUGUGCCUGCUCUCGAAGCUGUUCCUGGACCACAAGACGCUGUAUUACGACGUGGAGCCGUUUCUGUUUUACGUGCUGUGCGAGGUUGACGCCAAGGGCCACCACGUGGUUGGGUACUUCAGCAAGGAGAAGUACACGCGCGAGAGCUACAACCUGGCGUGCAUCCUGACGCUGCCGCCGUACCAGCGCAAAGGAUAUGGCAAGUUUCUGAUUCAGUUCUCGUACGAGCUGAGCAAGCGGGAGGGACAGGCCGGGACCCCCGAGCGGCCGUUAUCCGACCUCGGGCAGGUGUCCUAUCGGAGGUACUGGUCGAGGGCCAUCUUGGAGGUCAUAUGGGAGCACCGGGGUAAGAUCUCCGUCGCCGACAUAUCCAAGGAGACGGCCAUCGCCCUCGACGACAUCGUCAGCACGCUCCAGUCUCACGGUCUCGUGAAGUACUACCGCGGAAAUUACAUGGUGUCGGCGUCGAGUCCGCGGCAUCUGGAGGAGAUCGUCGUCGCGUGGUGCCCUUGGGUGCUCAGGGACGGCGGCAAGGGGAAAGGAGCGCGGGGCGACGGCGAGGCGAGGGGCGGUGACGGAGGACUCGCGGUCGAUCCGGAGUACUUGUACUGGUCGCCGGAUCCCGAUCGGUUGCCCAUACACGCCAGCCGAAGGGCUCGUCAGGCGGCCACCGGGUCACCGGUGGGAUGGUGA